AUGAUGGGGAACCUCCGGGCAGGUGGAUGUUUUAUCUUGAUUAACUUUCUGAGGUAUUACCCAGGAUUCAUAUUCGCCAAUGAUGCUAUUGACUACAAGAACAACACCCUCGCUAAUGCAAGUCGCGACAACGGUAUUCUCGACACUGCCACCAUGCAAUAUGAAUUCAAAUCAGACAAUGGAGAAACUAGCAGCAUUCAUCAAAACAUAAGCUUCGACGGUGAUUCACUUGGUAGAAAUGCAUCUGAGGGCAAUCACAGAAAGUGCCAUCCCGGUCCCCUUCGUAUUCGAGUGGAAUUCUGGGGCAGGGGAGUGGUCAUUCCGAUAAUUUGCAUCAUUGGAAUUAUAUGUAGUAUUACAAACCUGACAGUGCUCACACGUCCUAAGAUGAUUAACCCCACAAAUAUCUUUCUAAUAGGACUGGAUGUUUCCGACUUGGGAGCGCUUAUUACCCUGGCGCUUUAUUACAUUUACUUUUACAGUUCGGGCCGAUGGCUCCUUAUUGAGACAGGAUCUCUUGAAUGGCUACAUACAGUACCUUUUCUCCCCUGGAGGUUCUUCUUCGGGAUUUACCAAAUCCCAACCAACAUUUUCGUCACUGCGUCCAAUACAUCGGCGCUGAGUGUUAGUAUCUUCCGCUAUAUCGCGGUCGGUUUUCCGAUCAAGGCUCAAACAGUCUGUACAAUGAAAACUGCAAAAUGCAUCACAGUCUGUAUAUUCAUUUGGGCGGUUGUUCUCAAUAUUCCCGAAUUUUUCUUGAAACAAAUUGCGGAAGGGACCAUUGCAAAUAAUUUCACUGGAAAAUAUAUGGAUUAUACAAAACUGUUUGAAAACAGGACAUUUCAGAGCACAUACCACCCAUUGAAAGUUUUGCUAAAUAUCCUCAUACCCUGGAUUGCCUGUUUGGUGUUAUCCAUACUGUUGAUAUCAAACUUAAGUAAAAGAAUCAACAAUGCGCAGAAGAGACGCUCAAAGUCGCUCUUGGCAGCAGACAAGUGUAAAGAGAAAGGGAACAGAGAAAGACAGAAAGAUAGAAUAACAGUGACUCUAAUCGCCAUCAACCUCUCGUUCCUGAUUUGCGAAACCCCUGGGGCAGUUUGGUCGAUGUUGUACCUAACAAUUACCGACCCAGAGAUUUUAUUAUGUGAUCAAUUCCAAAUCGCUCGCAUCGUUAUGGACAUAUUAGCAGUAUUUAAUUUUGGUUUGAACUUUUUUAUCUAUUUAUUCACAAACAUGGACUUUAGAAAGACUUUGCAAGAAAUGUACUGUGGCUGGUUUCGAGUGUGCCAGUUUCGAGUGUCGCAGAGUGUUGGCAAAAAUAUGCAAACGACCACGUAUAAAGGAAACAGUCAGUUGGUCGUCUCGAAUGGCCAACAGUCACCAGGUAGCGGAACAACACAGUUAUAAAUAUAAACACUCAUUUGAAAUCACUGCUCAUACGUCAUGCUUUAAAGAAAGUGAAAUGAAUAACAUUGCAGUAUCCCGACCGGUGGUCAUUUCUCAAGCCCGUUCUCCCAAUCUACUCUAACAAGUUUUACAUUUAACACGUAUUUUGGGGUAUUUCUGUACGUCUAGGUAAAGUUUGUGCACCAAAUCAAAUCAAAUGGGUUGCUCAUAAAAAGGUGUAAUAGAAUAUUACAAUCGGAUGGAUUGCAAUCCUAUAAGUUGAAAAUACUGAACUUGUGAAACACAG
Owenia fusiformis is the source of this 1693-nucleotide messenger RNA. Lineage: Eukaryota; Metazoa; Annelida; Polychaeta; Sabellida; Oweniidae. The record is from the annotation of a GenBank genome assembly.